This is a messenger RNA of Helianthus annuus (common sunflower), 1320 nucleotides long. Its product is annotated as cell division control protein 2 homolog A. The transcript has 9 exons. Gene Ontology annotation, cellular component: nucleus; cytoplasm; cyclin-dependent protein kinase holoenzyme complex. The coding region runs from base 184 to 1068 and encodes 294 amino acids. Gene Ontology annotation, biological process: signal transduction; protein phosphorylation; regulation of G2/M transition of mitotic cell cycle. NCBI's taxonomy places the organism in Eukaryota, Viridiplantae, Streptophyta, Magnoliopsida, Asterales, Asteraceae. Gene Ontology annotation, molecular function: ATP binding; cyclin-dependent protein serine/threonine kinase activity; cyclin binding. The record is from RefSeq and is a predicted model, not a curated record.
AUAAUAAUAAGUAGUAUUUGGUGAUUAAAUAAUACACACCAUUUCCAUAUAUCUUCUCCCCCACAACGUGUUCUCCCCCAAAACCUAGUGAGAGGCUUUGUUCUCUCUCACACAAAAGCUUCGAUUCUUCAUCUCAGAUACAGAUAUCCACUAUCCAGUUGAGUUUGUUUUACUGGACUUGUGAUGGAGCAGUACGAGAAGGUUGAGAAGAUUGGUGAAGGAACAUAUGGUGUGGUCUACAAGGCUCGUGACAAAGUGACCAAUGAAACAAUUGCUUUGAAAAAGAUCCGUUUGGAGCAAGAAGAUGAGGGUGUCCCGAGCACGGCUAUCAGAGAGAUUUCACUGUUGAAGGAGAUGCAACAUGGAAACAUUGUCAGGUUACAGGAUGUUGUGCACAGUGACAAACGAUUGUAUCUAGUUUUUGAGUAUCUGGACCUUGAUUUGAAGAAGCACAUGGACUCGUGUCCAGAGUUUUCAAAGGAUCCACGCCUUGUAAAAACGUUUCUUUAUCAAAUCCUACGUGGCAUUGCUUAUUGUCAUUCCCAUAGAGUUCUCCACAGAGAUCUAAAACCUCAAAACUUGUUAAUUGAUCGCCGUACCAAUGCACUAAAACUUGCCGAUUUUGGAUUGGCCAGGGCCUUUGGUAUCCCUGUCAGGACAUUCACACAUGAGGUGGUGACACUGUGGUAUAGAGCCCCCGAAAUUCUUCUUGGGUCCCGUCACUAUUCUACUCCUGUUGAUGUGUGGUCCGUUGGUUGUAUAUUUGCUGAGAUGGUGAACCAGCGACCACUCUUUCCUGGAGACUCAGAGAUUGAUGAACUUUUCAAGAUUUUCAGGAUCAUGGGAACUCCAAAUGAAGAGACAUGGCCUGGCGUCACUUCUCUGCCUGACUUUAAGUCCGCCUUUCCAAAGUGGUCAUCAAAGGAUCUGGCAACCGUGGUCCCGAAUCUUGAAAAAACCGGUCUCGAUCUCUUACGUAAAAUGCUGUGCUUGGAUCCCAGUAAAAGAAUUACAGCCCGGACCGCACUGGAGCAUGAAUACUUCAAAGAUAUCGGAUUCGUGCCAUAAUCCACCAAGGUUGUCUUCAUGAGCCCUUUUUUAAGGUUUGAUUAUGUGAUAUAUGUGUGGCGUUUUUAGGAACCUUAAAAUUAAGGUGCUUUGUUGCUAAGCCAUUAUCGAAUUGGCUUGUGCUUGUGCGUGUUCGUCUGAAUCCUUAAAAAGUUUUAAAUCCCUUGUAACAGUUUUCUUGAUGAAGGACAUAUCAUCAUGCUUUUUAUUUCCUUUCAAUGGAUUUGUUUGGUGUGCAAUUUGCGCGUGGUA